Dichotomopilus funicola is the source of this 2607-nucleotide messenger RNA. Its product is annotated as pyridoxal phosphate-dependent transferase. Gene Ontology annotation, molecular function: pyridoxal phosphate binding; molybdenum cofactor sulfurtransferase activity; molybdenum ion binding. NCBI's taxonomy places the organism in Eukaryota, Fungi, Ascomycota, Sordariomycetes, Sordariales, Chaetomiaceae. The record is from RefSeq and is a predicted model, not a curated record. Bases 1 to 2607 code for a protein of 868 amino acids. Gene Ontology annotation, biological process: Mo-molybdopterin cofactor biosynthetic process. The transcript is spliced from 2 exons.
AUGUCAGCUAGGGAGGGCGAUGAUGGCGACUUGGCCAAUAACUGUGAUGGCUAUGAUGGCUAUGAUGGCUACAAUGCCCGCGUCGAAGGCUUCCGGGACAAGGAGUACCCGAUGCUAAAUGGCUCAAUCUACCUCGACCAUGCCGGUACUACGCUCUACGCCAAAUCUCUGAUGGACCGCUUCGCCCAGGAGAUGACUUCGAACUUAUUCGGGAAUCCGCACUCGGCCUCGGCGUCAUCACAGCGGUCCACUGCGCGAAUGGAGGACAUCCGACUACGUGUGUUGCGGUUCUUCAAUGCCGAUCCCGCCGACUUCGACCUCGUGUUUGUGGCCAACGCAACGGCCGGGAUUAAGUUGGUGGUGGACUCCCUGAGGUCGGCACCGGAUGGAUUCGACUACGUCUACCACCAAGCCAGCCACACGUCCCUGGUUGGAGCUCGGGAAGAGGCUCGAAAUAGCCUCUGUGCCGAGGACCAGCAGGUUGAGGAAUGGGCGCAGGAAGGUGGGAAGGCCCCGUCACUCGGGAACGACGAUGAUGGGGGAGACCGCCCGCUCUUGUUUGCGUACCCAGCGCAGUCGAACAUGGAUGGAAAACGAUAUCCGUUGACAUGGGCCAACGACGUUCGCGGACGGAGAGGGCGAACGGGGAAGACGUACACGCUGCUGGACGCGGCCGCGUUGGCUUGCUCCUCGCCUCUCGACUUUGGCGAUGUCGAUGCGGCUCCGGAUUUCGCCGUCCUCAGCUUCUACAAGAUUUUCGGGUUUCCGGAUCUUGGUGCGUUGAUCGUAAGGCGGGAAGCUGAAGAGGCGUUCCAGUACAGACGGUACUUUGGGGGCGGUACGGUAGAUAUGGUGGUGUGCUUAAAAGAGCAGUGGCACGCACCCAAGGCCCAGUCCUUACACGAGCGCCUGGAAGACGGCACGUUACCCAUACAUAGCAUCAUUGCUUUAGACGCCGCACUGGACGUCCACAAGCGGUUGUUUGGGUCGAUGCGAGACGUUGCAGCCCACACAUCCUUUUUGUCGAAACGACUCCGUCGUGGGCUUGAAUCGUUGAGGCAUGGGAACGAUGAGCCGGUUUGCGUGGUGUACUCCCCGGAUGCGAGGUUAGCGGCCCACAAACUCGGUAGCGGCCCUGUGGUUGCCUUCAACAUACGCAACAGCCAGGGGGCUUGGAUAAGUCUUGCCGAAGUGGAAAAGCUGGCUUUGCUAAAGAAGUUUCAUAUCCGAACCGGUGGUGUUUGUAACCCAGGCGGCAUUGCCUCGACGCUUGGGCUUCAACCGUGGGAAAUGAGGCAAAACUUCAGCGCUGGUUUCCGGUGUGGGACGGACAACGACAUUCUGGCUGGGAAGCCUACUGGUGUCAUCCGAGCCAGUCUCGGUGCGAUGAGCACCAUCUCUGACGUGGACAACUUUGUAGCUUUUGUUGUCGAGUUCUACCGUGAUGGCUCGCUGCCCACUUCGACCACGAACAGCCAGGAGCUCACGCCGCCGCCUCAACCACAUGGCGCAGCGCCACGGCUCCGUGUCCACAGCAUCUCUAUCUACCCUAUCAAGAGCUGCGGCAGAUUUAACGUCCCCGCGGGCGUCGACUGGGAGGUGCGGCCCGAAGGUUUAGCAUGGGAUAGGGAAUGGUGUUUGGUACACCAGGGUACCGGCCAAGCAUUGAGCCAAAAACGCUAUCCUCGGAUGGCUCUCCUGCGCCCUUCUCUUGACUUUGAGCAUGGCCAGCUGCGGGUCAGCUAUGUUGGGGCGUCGGAGUCGGAGCCCCAGCUCACUCGGGAAAUCAGCAUACCGCUAUCGAAGAAUCCUUUGUUCUUCCGUCCCUCGUCCGGCCCUGCGAGGCACUCCCGGGUGUGCGGGGAGGAAAUCCAAGCUCAGACGUACUCGGCAGACAACAUCACAAGCUUUUUCUCCGACAUAAUCGGGGUGCCGUGUUUUCUCGCUCGGUUCCCCGCAGGUGGACAGGGGAAAAGCAUGCGGCACGCGAAAGCACACCUCCAAAAACACCAGAUCUCACCCUCGAAAACCGACGCACCCAUGUUGCCAGGCGCUUUCCCGCCUUCCCCGCCCGACACAGACACAGAAAAGGCGGGAUCGCGCCGCAUCCUUCUGUCCAACGAAAGCCCAAUUCUCGCCAUCACUUUACCCAGUGUGGAAGCCCUCAACCAGCAAAUACGCCUAUCCAGACCGGGUAACAAAGACGUCAAGGACGUCUCGCCCGACGUCUUCCGGGCUAACAUUGCCCUUGCCCCUUCCACACCCGACGUUUACCUAGCGCCGUAUUCAGAAGAUUCUUGGUUUCGCCUUCGAAUCGGCCCAUAUCAUCAUCAGCAGCAGCAGCAGCAGCAGCAGCAGCAGCAUGUCUUCGACCUUCUAGGCGCAUGUAGGCGAUGUCACAUGGUAUGCAUCGACCAAGAGACGGCGCACAAGAGCGAGGAGCCUUUUGUGACGCUGUCCAAGACGAGGCGGUUUGAUGGGAAGGUAUUCUUUGGCGUGCACAUGUGCUAUAAUUCAACACCGGGAGGGGACGGGGCCAGUAUGACGAGGGAAACGCAGUUCCCGACUAUAAGAGUGGGGGAUGCGGUUGUACCGGAGAGUCGGUAG